Messenger RNA from Neltuma alba, 1033 nucleotides. RefSeq lists its product as uncharacterized. Lineage: Eukaryota; Viridiplantae; Streptophyta; Magnoliopsida; Fabales; Fabaceae. The transcript is spliced from 4 exons. Gene Ontology annotation, cellular component: nucleus. Gene Ontology annotation, molecular function: 8-oxo-7,8-dihydroguanine DNA N-glycosylase activity. Gene Ontology annotation, biological process: DNA repair; base-excision repair, AP site formation. The coding region runs from base 17 to 1033 and encodes 338 amino acids. The record is from RefSeq and is a predicted model, not a curated record.
CGAAGAGGAAGGAAGAAUGGCAAGUGGUCCUCCAUGGCGGUGGUGCGAGUUGGAGCUUCCAUUGGGGAUAUCAGAAGAAGCGUUCCAAUUGAAGAAAGCUGUGUGCAGCCAUGGCCUCUUUAUGAUGGCUCCUAACUAUUGGGACCCUCUUUCCAACACUCUCACGCGCCCUCUCCGUCUACCUCUCUCCGGUGAUCGCUCCUCCCCUUCCUCGUCUCUCUUUCGAUCUGUCAUCGUCACCAUUGCUCAGCCUUCGCAUCGUCCCAGCUCGCUCAAUCUUCGAGUUCAUGGCACCAGCUUCAUCUCUCCUCAACAACAACAUGCAUUACUGGCUCAGGUGUCAAGAAUGCUGCGUCUGUCAGAGACCGAAGAGAAAGCUGUGAGGGAGUUCAGAAGCAUAUCCAUGCAUGGCGAUGAUGAUCAGAACAAAAGCUUUAACGGCAGAGUCUUUAGGUCUCCCACAUUGUUUGAGGAUAUGGUCAAGUGCAUCCUCCUCUGCAACUGCCAGUGGUCGAGGACUUUGAGCAUGGCUCAGGCACUUUGUGAGCUUCAGCCGGAACUGGACAAUGUGUGCUCCUUCCCAUCGAUUGUUGAAGGGGGAGCCACAGUCUCUAACAGUCAAGAAGAAAAAGCUAAGAAUGGAGACUACGUUCCAAAGACACCAGCGACAAAAGAAACCAAGAAAACACAUAGGACCUCUGGCUUUUCCUCUGAAAGCAAGUUUCUUAAGAAGAAACUGGACUUCGAAGGAGAUGAAAAUUCGCGGGAAGACAAUGUCCCUGCAACAAGUUUGAACUCAAGCUUGCAUCCAACUGAUACUGAUGGAAAUCCAAGUCAGCAUUGCAAAUCUUGUGAAAAUUCAACGGAGUUAAGCACGGAUGACGAAUCAUCUCUUGGGUUCUCUAAUGGAAGAGACUAUUUUGCUAACGAGGGUAUUGGGAAUUUUCCAUCCCCAGAAGAGCUAGCAAACCUUGAUGAGAGUUUUCUGGCGAAGCGAUGCAAACUUGGUUAUAGGGCAGGGCGGAUACUAUAA